AAUUCCAAAGACGGGAAGCUGCGAAAGCAAACACGUCCCUGCGAUCAGCCUGCCUUUACGACAAGAAUCCCACCCCUUCUCGCCCACCUCAAACGAUAAAACCAGAGAAAGAGACCUCUUUUUUUGGAUAGAUCCCACUAUCCAAUUCGGCUUAUCCCGUCUAACCGGUGUUUCUUCAAUCGGUUUUCUCUUCAAAAUCCGGUUUUUCUUGGGGAAGUUCGCUAUUUAGACGCUGUGUUUUCUUGGAUAUUUGAGUUAUCCCGCGAAAGAAUGUUUUUUUGUCCAUCUGGUGUUCAUUCCAUAAUCGAGUUUCUACGCUGAAGAUUGAGAUUUGGUGAUUGGGGUUUCUUUAUUGGAGUUUUAGACGUAUCGAUCUGGAUUUUUCUCCGUAACUGGGCUUUUAGGACUCAAUUUAACUUAUUUUUUCUGUGGGAGGUUACAUUAGGGUUUUGGAAUUUAGGGAAGAAUGAGAGGAAAGUUAUGGAUUUCGGUCUGGGUUCUGUUUCUCUGGGGCUCGUCUUUGGGGAGAUUUGUGGUGGAGAAAAAUAGCUUGAAGGUGACUUCACCUGAAUCGCUGAAAGGUAUCUAUGAGUGUGCUAUCGGGAAUUUUGGUGUUCCUCAGUAUGGUGGGACGAUGGUCGGGAUCGUGGUCUAUCCGAAGGCGAAUAGGAAAGCUUGCCAGAGUUUUGAUGAUUUUGACAUCUCCUUCAAACCUAAGCCUGGAGGGUUCCCCACUUUUCUUCUUGUGGACAGAGGAGAUUGCUUCUUUACAUCAAAGGCAUGGAAGGCACAGAAUGCAGGAGCUGCUGCAAUCCUUGUUGCUGAUGAUAAGGUAGAACCUUUAAUUACAAUGGACACACCUGGAGAAGAAAGCGGUGGGGCGGAUUAUCUUCAGAACAUCACAAUUCCUUCAGCGCUUAUUAGCAAAAGCUUUGGUGAUAACCUAAAGAAAGCACUUGAGAAUGGUGAUAUGGUUAGUGUCAAUUUAGAUUGGAGAGAGUCUUUACCCCAUCCUGAUGAGCGUGUGGAGUAUGAGUUUUGGACCAAUAGUAAUGAUGAAUGUGGCCCCAAAUGUGAUAGUCAAAUUGAAUUUGUAAAGAGCUUCAAAGGAGCGGCACAAGUACUGGAGAAAAAGGGCUAUACCCAGUUCACUCCACAUUACAUUACUUGGUACUGUCCUGAAGCUUUUAUCCUGAGCAAACAGUGCAAAUCGCAGUGCAUCAACCAUGGCAGAUAUUGUGCCCCUGAUCCAGAACAGGACUUCAGUAGAGGUUAUGAUGGGAAAGAUGUUGUGAUCCAAAACUUGCGCCAGGUCUGCGUAUUUAAGGUUGCUAAUGAAAGUGGGAAGCCUUGGCUAUGGUGGGACUAUGUGACUGACUUCUCGAUCAGGUGCCCAAUGAAGAAAAAGAAAUACACAAAGGAAUGUGCUGAAGAAGUAAUCCAAUCUCUGGGCAUUGAUCUCAAGAAGAUAAAUAAAUGUAUUGGAGAUCCUGAUGCAGACGAACAAAAUCCAGUGCUUAAAGCUGAACAAGAUGCCCAGAUUGGGAAAGAUUCUCGUGGGGAUGUCACCAUAUUACCAACUCUUGUCAUUAACAAUAGACAAUACAGAGGUAAGCUGGACAAGGGUGCCGUGCUUAAAGCAAUCUGUGCAGGUUUUCAGGAGACCACUGAGCCAGCUGUUUGUUUGAGUGAAGAUAUAGAAACAAAUGAGUGCUUGGAAAACAAUGGUGGAUGCUGGGAAGAUAAGGCUGCAAAUAUCACUGCUUGCAGGGAUACUUUUCGUGGAAGAGUAUGUCAGUGCCCUAUUGUGCAAGGUGUAAAGUUUGUUGGUGAUGGAUACACCCACUGUAAAGCUUCAGGAUCUGGACGGUGUGAAAUCGACAAUGGAGGCUGUUGGAAGAAAACCAAAGAUGGCAAGACAUACUCUGCCUGUGUAGAUGAUGGAUGCAAAUGCCCACCGGGCUUCAAGGGUGACGGGGUCAACACUUGUGAAGAUAUUGAUGAAUGCAAAGAAAAGAUUGCUUGUCAAUGUUCGGCAUGCAAAUGCAAGAACACAUGGGGAAGUUAUGACUGCAGCUGUAGUGGUGAUCGGUUGUACAUCAAAGAGCAUGACACAUGCAUAAGUAAAGAGGGAACCACAGAGGUUGGCUGGAGCUUUUUGUGGGUCAUUUUCUUUGGUCUGGCAGUAGCUGGAAUGGGAGCCUAUGCAGUCUACAAAUACAGAAUCCGGAGCUACAUGGAUUCAGAGAUACGUGCCAUCAUGGCUCAGUACAUGCCAUUGGACAAUCAAGGGGAGGCCUCCAAUCAUAUUCUUCAUGGGGACAUCUGAGUUGCGACAGCUUCUUGUGAGAAGCAGGAAAAGGAGAGAAAACAAAUGCUUGCCUGUCCCCCCAGGUGCUCGUUUAAUUGGAUUAUGUUUGUACUAACGGGGCUAGGUUUCCUUCAGGUUGGUAUUGUUGCUACUCCCUUGAUUAUGGGGAUUCUAGGCAGAUCCCGUGUAAAUUUGAAGUCCAUUUACGCCACCAUUUUAAUCUUUAAACUGAUAGUUUGGGCCUGUAAUGCUCUCUUGCUGUUGUAACUUUUGCUUUUACACCACAGAUCUACGUGAUGAAUAAUGUGAAUCUCCCCCACAUUAGAUUGUUAGACCAAACAAAUUUGAAUCUUAUGACGUUACCAGUGGGUGUUAUGGUUU
This is a messenger RNA of Phoenix dactylifera (date palm), 2692 nucleotides long. RefSeq names its product vacuolar-sorting receptor 1-like. Lineage: Eukaryota; Viridiplantae; Streptophyta; Magnoliopsida; Arecales; Arecaceae. Gene Ontology annotation, molecular function: calcium ion binding. The record is from RefSeq and is a predicted model, not a curated record.